Messenger RNA from Bombus huntii, 4193 nucleotides. RefSeq names its product cGMP-dependent protein kinase, isozyme 2 forms cD4/T1/T3A/T3B (gene for). The record is from RefSeq and is a predicted model, not a curated record. Lineage: Eukaryota; Metazoa; Arthropoda; Insecta; Hymenoptera; Apidae. The coding region runs from base 1309 to 3333 and encodes 674 amino acids. Gene Ontology annotation, molecular function: cGMP-dependent protein kinase activity; ATP binding. The transcript is spliced from 9 exons. Gene Ontology annotation, biological process: protein phosphorylation.
AGUCGCGAACGCUGUCAGUGAGCGUCAGUCUCGAAGGAGUGGUCCUGCCCGUAUCCUCGUUCGCGACAGGAUCCUUCUUUGUGAAAACAUCAUUCGUUCUUACUCCUCUUACAUUCGCUCGCACUUUUCUCCACGGGAUCCAAAUCAUCUUCUCGUCGUCGAAUAACGAGCCAUCGAAAUUUCUUUGCCGAUAAAACCGACCGAUCCAAGUGGAAACGCGAGUGAACACGGAACCGUGAUUUCAUUGUCCAUCGGAUCUCUUGCGCAAGCAAACGAUCUGUCGAUCUGGUCGUCGUGUGUCUUCUACGUGACUUCUUGAGAAAACAACAUUCCUCGAUCUAAAACGCCGAGGAAACUUGGAUUUCCAUCGAUCAGAGAUAACGAGCUUUAGGUACGGGAGCAAUGAAAAGUGAUAAAGCUGAAAACGAUAGGAUUUGAGCGGAGAAGUACGCGAGACAGAUUCGAGGCGGUGAAAAAGAUCGAACAGUUUACCCGUUAUUGCAGAAUCGAGAGGUCCGAUUCGUAUCGAAAGGAAUCGAGCCGGGACUAAGAAUAGCGCGUCAUUGUUCUGCUUCGUGACAGACCUGGAAUUAGCCGCUCGAAAAUCGCGCAACUCGCAGUUUUCCAUCGCUGCCGGCUGUCGUUUACGCGCUGUCCUGAAGCAUGAACCGGUGGGGAGUCGCUGGAACUUUUCGACGAACGCUGGACUCGUCGAUUCGUUCCAAAAGCAAUCCAGGUAGUUCUCAGAGACACGUGUUUCCCAGCGUCUUUUAUACGGCUCGAAAACGCCCGAUCCUUUAAGAGUUCGACAGUUCCGACUCGAAGGGCUGUUGCAAAGCCAAACAAAAAGGACGAAACGAUCGGGGGAAACGUUCGUCGAUCUUCCCACUGGAUGAACGCCAGAUCAACGUCGAAGUUGUCGUUCCCACGAUCAAAUUUACGGAGGGUUUCCAAACGAACGAGCGGCAGGAACCCUGGUGAUUCUUAACAGCCCGUACAAUCUACGUUCCUAUCCCGAAGCGAAAAAUGCGAGCUGGAGGCGUUGGAAAAUGUCCAGCGCGGUGAAUCAUGUCCAAGGUCGCCCACUGGAUCAAACGUUUCCAACUAUCGUCUCGGAGCAACGUUCCGACGAGUCUCUUGCUAUCUGAUCUCGUUCAACGACCAAGAUUCGUCGCUCUGUCUGUAAAAGUCUCUCGUGCUUGAACAACGAACUACGAGAAAGAAUACUCCGUUUCCUAGUUUUUCGUCAAUCUCGAAGGAAGCUCUGAAAGAGGUGGGAAUUCUGGAAAUCCCGAGAUUCGUCCGACCAUGAAAGUGAGAAGUUAUCCUGGCAGAGCGGUGUUGGAGGACCCAGAGUUGCUGUUGGACCCUGACGCGACUCGAGGAAGGGCGAUGGAGCUUCUUUACGAGGCCAGCUGGCGCGAGUGUGGCGUCAAUUGGGCAAGUAACGCAAGAAGCAAACCUGCGUCGAGGGAGGACGAGUACAGACAACCUUAUGCCGAGGUGAUCUCCCAGCUGGAGGGUGUUCUGGAUGGUAGCCGCGUUGACUCGUCGGCCAGGGAGGAUUGCGAGUCGAGGAAAUCGAGUAACAUCAGCACGACCGACAGUGAAUCGAGCGAAUUGAAUCAAAGAGGGAAUAGUCAAGGUGGAUUUCUCAUACCCAGACCGAGACUGAUCGUACCGGUUCACACCUACGCCAGGAGGCGACGAACCGGCGCUCCUCCGCCGGUUAGGAGACGACAUAUACGCGAAGAGGGUAAAGUGGAAGUGUCUCGCGAUGGCAAAUACUUGAGCACUCUGGCACCGGGCAAGGUGCUCGGUGAGCUGGCAAUUCUUUACAAUUGUAAGAGGACAGCGACGAUAACAGCGGCUACAGAUUGCCAGCUAUGGGCCAUCGAUCGGCAAUGCUUCCAAACGAUUAUGAUGAGAACCGGCCUCUCGCGGCAGGCCGAAUACACGGAUUUCUUAAAGAGCGUUCCUAUCUUCAAGAAUUUGCCCGAGGAGACUUUAAUCAAAAUUUCAGACGUAUUGGAAGAGACCUUUUACAACAAUGGGGAUUACAUAAUCAGGCAAGGAGCAAGAGGAGACACGUUUUUCAUAAUAAGCAAAGGGCAAGUUCGCGUGACGAUAAAGCAGCCCGAUACUCCGGAAGAAAAGUACAUCAGGACGUUAAGCAAAGGCGAUUUCUUCGGCGAGAAGGCGCUUCAAGGAGACGACCUGAGAACGGCCAACAUAAUCGCCGACGAUCCGGAAGGAGUGAGUUGCUUGGUGAUAGACCGUGAAACGUUCAAUCAGCUAAUCUCGUCUCUGGAUGAAAUUCGUACGCGGUAUAAAGACGAGCUCGUGGAACGUAGAAGGUUGAACGAGGAAUUCAGAGAUUUAAGGCUACAAGAUCUUCGACCACUGGCUACUCUAGGUGUAGGCGGUUUCGGAAGAGUCGAAUUGGUUCAAAUAGUCGGGGACAGCAGUAGAUCCUUCGCUCUAAAACAGAUGAAGAAAGCCCAGAUCGUUGAAACACGACAACAGCAACACAUUAUGUCGGAGAAAAGAAUUAUGGGUGAAGCUGAUUGCGACUUUGUCGUGAAGCUGUUCAAAACGUUCAAAGACAGGAAAUAUCUUUAUAUGCUGAUGGAAGCUUGCCUUGGUGGCGAACUCUGGACUGUUCUAAGGGACAAAGGUCAUUUUGACGACGGCACGACACGAUUUUACACCGCUUGUGUCGUCGAAGCUUUCGAUUAUCUUCACUCUAGGAACAUUAUAUACAGAGAUCUCAAACCGGAGAAUCUUUUGCUUGAUAGUCAAGGAUACGUAAAACUGGUUGACUUUGGUUUUGCCAAGCGUUUGGAUCACGGGAGAAAAACGUGGACUUUCUGUGGUACACCCGAGUAUGUUGCACCGGAAGUUAUUUUAAACAAGGGACACGAUAUCAGUGCCGAUUACUGGUCCCUUGGUGUACUGAUGUUCGAACUUCUCACGGGUACACCGCCAUUCACUGGUGGCGAUCCAAUGAAAACUUAUAACAUUAUUUUAAAAGGAAUCGACGCUAUAGAAUUUCCUAGAUCGAUCACACGAAAUGCAACUGCGUUGAUUAAAAAGCUGUGCAGGGAUAAUCCUGCAGAGCGUCUUGGAUACCAAAAAGGUGGCAUUAGCGAAAUACAAAAACAUAAAUGGUUCGACGGGUUUAACUGGGAAGGCCUCAGAUCGAGAACUCUUGAACCUCCAAUCAUGCCACGAGUUCAAAGUGCCACCGAUACAACGAACUUUGACGAGUAUCCUCCGGAUUCAGAUCCUCCUCCUCCUGACGACUUAUCCGGCUGGGAUAAUGAUUUUUAAUCGAUAUUUAAUUUAUUUGUUCAAAGAAAUCGUUAUUUUCGAAAGAGAAAAAGUGAGAAAUGUUGGAAAAAGCUUCGGCUCGUGUCGCAAGAAUCGCAAGAUAAUUGGAAGGUCGGUGGAGAACGUGACCAUCAGCAUCCGCAUUUAUUCAACGAGCUGGUACUAUGUGAUGUUUAGAUAAUUGUUUAAAAUAACAUCGAUCGCCGAAUACUAUAAUACAAAGAAAACGAAACUGGCCUGUGAUACGAUAAUUAGGCCGUUGAAAAUUAGCUUUUCCAAACUUUUCGAGUCUAUCGAAUGAUCCAUAGAUUCGAACAUAGAGAAGAUUAUCUUUUUACCGUACUAUCUAACGAGAAAUAUGAAUUUUCAAGACGUCGGCCAAAAUAUUAUUGGCAUGAAUUAAACAUGCGUCUAAUUUAGGAAAAUCUUUACACACACGAGCUCGCGUUCGAUAAGAUUAGAACUCGAACGUGGCAUCGUGAGACGCGCACGAAUGCGUUAAGUGCCAUACCUAACAAAGGUAAGAGUCGAAUACGAUACGUGUGUACGAAGCGUCCACCUGAACGUGCACGAUGUACAGUGAACUUAAAUUGUAAGAGACAUCUUGCCAUCGAAAUUGCAAAGUCGUGCACACAGUUUUACAGAAUGAAGUAUGUCGGAUUCUUCUAGCGUCCGAUUCAUUGUUGUUUGAUUUACUCUAUAGUUUAUUGUAAUAAUUCUAUUUUAAUUAAUCAUGCGAAAACGUGACUCCUGUAAAUAAUUGACUAUAAAUAAAUAUAUAUAUAUAUAAUAUAAAAAUAUAUAUAUAUACUUAGCAAUUCAAUGUAUAUCGAUUAUAAAUAAAGUUUUAUUAAUGCUAA